This is a messenger RNA of Kazachstania africana CBS 2517, 891 nucleotides long. RefSeq names its product Cox11p (gene COX11). The transcript has a single exon. The coding region runs from base 1 to 891 and encodes 296 amino acids. The record is from RefSeq and is a predicted model, not a curated record. NCBI's taxonomy places the organism in Eukaryota, Fungi, Ascomycota, Saccharomycetes, Saccharomycetales, Saccharomycetaceae. Gene Ontology annotation, cellular component: mitochondrial inner membrane. Gene Ontology annotation, molecular function: copper ion binding.
AUGAGCAACAUAUACAGUAUAGAACCCAUAUCGAAGAUGAUAUGUAGUGGGGGGUUUAAAAUAUUCACGAAACCUUCCUUAUUAGUGAAAGGAACCUUGGUAAAGAGGUCUCUAUUGCGGGUUCGAAGGGUCAGGAGCCAAGGGUAUUCCACCCAGAUCGAUAUAAACAAACUAUCGAGGUCAGAUAUAUCAAAAUUGAGGGCAAUGAAGUUACAACAGGAGAGAUCAUUCAAGAACAAGACCAUGACGUACUAUGUCUCGAGCAUUGCAAUUAUAUUUCUGGGGUUAGCGUAUGCAGCUGUGCCCUUAUACAGAGCAAUAUGCGCACGUACAGGAUUUGGUGGAAUUCCCAUAACAGAUAGAAGGAAAUUCACAAGUGAUAAAUUAGUCCCGGUAAACGUAGAUAAAAGAAUUCGUGUGUCAUUUACAAGUGAAGUGUCGCAGAUCUUACCUUGGAAAUUCACUCCUGAACAGAGAGAAGUGUAUGUGGUCCCUGGGGAGACCGCACUGGCAUUUUACAAGGCCAGAAAUAAGAGCGAUAAGGACAUUAUUGGGAUGGCUACGUAUAGUAUAUCUCCAGGGGAAGCAGCGCAAUAUUUCAAUAAGAUUCAAUGUUUCUGUUUUGAAGAACAGAAGUUGUCAGCUGGGGAAGAGAUUGAUAUGCCUGUUUUUUUCUUUAUCGACCCUGAUUUUGCUAGCGAUCCUGCCAUGAGAAAUAUAGACGAUAUUAUACUACAUUACACAUUCUUUAGAGCUCAUUAUGGCGACGGAUCUGCAGUCACAGACGCUAUGCUCAAGGGAGAAGCCAUUUCAAGAGAAGAAACCGAGGCAAUGCUUGCAAACGCUGCCCUACUCGCCCCACCAGAAGUCAUUGACACCAGACAGAACUGA